Ectocarpus siliculosus is the source of this 4210-nucleotide messenger RNA. The record is from the annotation of a GenBank genome assembly. NCBI's taxonomy places the organism in Eukaryota, Phaeophyceae, Ectocarpales, Ectocarpaceae.
AUGUUAUGCUUGAGCAAACCUAAAAGCUCGCACGAGUCGGAAGUGAUGGGUUGGCAAAGCCCCAAGGUUGGCCACGCCGCCGCUAACGACGGCACCAUUGGUCACCCCACGGCAAGCUCCAAUGCGGAUCGUCAGCGAUCUGUCGACAGACGCCAGUGCAAGAGAAAGAAGAAGAGCAAGAAGAGCGUCACGCGCACGCCACCUUCCGCCGUCGCUAAAGCAGAGCAAGAUCACGACAGCGCUACUGCUGACACGCGCAGGUAUGCUGGUCGGGGUGGUGGUGGCGAACGGCGAGAAAACGUUUUGGUCGAGCCGCCCGCGACCCGUGGGUGGAAACGCACUGCGUCCCGCAACGUGAACGGUACUGCGGAGGCUGGCGGACACCGGGUCGGCUACGGACGAAAAGAUCCUACUCCUCGGGAGACAAAGCUGCCUUCGAGAACGAGCGCCGCUACCCGUGAAGCUGCGUCGGCCGCUGCGAAGUCCGCCAGCACCGGAGUGGAUCCCGCAAGUCGCGGGGUAGGGCACCAACUUGCCCAAGCUGGCGGGCACCUAAAUACGGGAAGCCGGGCUGGAACCUUCAGUACGGGAAGCCGGCCAGGAACCUUCGCAGACGGUGCUCAGCGGCAAAUGGGUUGGCAGGCGGACCGAGGUCGGCCCCAGGUAACCGUCGAAAAGGCCCCGAGUUGGCUGGAGAUCUGGCCGAAACUCCGACGGGAAGGGUGGCACUGGGACUACGGCGAGCAGGCGGACUCAUCCUGCGUCUACCUUAAACCUGGUGUUUCCAAGGACGGUGCGACUCUGGGCGUGGACAUGUUCGACUCGAAGCACGCGGUCAUCGCCCACGUGCUCAAGCACGCGACGAGCUCGGCAACCCCUCACGCUGCCGAGCAUACCGUGGUUGGCGACAGCGAUGGUGACGAGAAUAUCGACGUCGUCGACGGCGAGCUUUCGUCGAACGCAUGGCUGGCGGCCGCCGCCACAGGACAAGGCGAAGGUCAGUCCGCCGGACCGGGCGCUGGACGUGCUGCUGAAGCGAGGGUACCAGAAAAGAAGCGCGGGGUCGCCGUCUUUCACAGGCAUUGCCAAGGGGACCUCCCUUUCCCUGCUGUAAAGCGAGGGCGGGUCGAGCAGUCCCGAGGGGUGAUAGGCGGGAAGGAUGCAGCAGCCGAGAGCGGAGAUGAAAUAGAGGUAGCAGCGUCGUUGGUGAUGGAGAUGCUGAGGGGUGAAAUGGAGGAUUCUGUGGCGAGGCGAUCCGUCGAGUCGGCCACGCAGCAGUUUGAUGCCGAGGGUGGCUCACGGGGGGAGGAUAAUCUGACGGCACACUGCUGCGAACAGCUGCUGGCUCUCUCGGAGAGCGGAAGUGGUGCCGCUGCUUGCGGUUCGGAUGGCGCUUCUGCUUCCGGUCAUUGCGAAGGUGGUGACCUCGUCACUGGUAAGGCUUCCGUGGACCGCUGCGCGGAGAACGGAGGCAACGGAAGCAGUGACAGCGACGACGUCGACGUUGUCAAAAAUGACGCUGUCCCGCUGAACCAUCUGCUCCCGAUUUCGCGUGCAAGUUCGGGGAGCGCGAACGCAGGCGAUGACCUUGGAGCGACGCAUUCAUCCAGCCCUCCGCGUGAAGGUCCUCUCGCCGGUGUUGGGGUCAUUCUUGCGGGCCUUGGAGAACAGCCACGGCAGGAAAUGGAGGCGAAGAUCCGCAACCUUGGGGCAGAAGUGGUUGACAUCCUCGGCGAAAGUGGCGGGUGGAAGAGCUGGCUCUUGGGUGAGAGUACGCGGACCGUAGCCAACAGCGGAUCUACGGCGGAACCUUCUUCUGCCAGGCACACUAGCGGUAGCGGUGAUUGCAACGGCGACCCUUGUGCGACAGCGAACUCAGAUGCGCGCACGCCCGAAUCGACGAAGCUCACCAAGCCACAGAUGAGGAUGAUCGCGGUGGCAGCGCCUGGCAGCGAUCGCACCCCCGAGUUCCAGCUUGCUGUAGCAGCGGGAAUGCCGAUCGUCCAUCCGUCAUACGUGGCAGCCUGCUCCGGCAUGGAGAUCGAAGUCGAGACUGGCCGAUAUCUCCUGCCGUUAGGGCGCUCAGGGUUGGGUAACCGACCGCUGAUUAUGCCUUUCCGCUCCGGCAGAGGACGGCCGUUCCAAGACCAACUCGUGAUUUUAUGUGUUGACAAUCCGGCGGCCGACCAGGCGGCGUUGGAGAACUGGCUGUUCAUGCUGAAAGUCGCGGGCGCCACGGUGCGAGUUUUCGACGUGGGCGGCGAGGGCGGCUGCGCCGAGGGAGACGCAGACGGUGUCGAACAUAGCCUAUGCACCCACGAUGCCGCCCUCCAGCUUCUGCAGGAGGGGCGAGUGUACUGCGUCAUCGGUUCCGAGAGCACCGCUGUUCGGGUCUCAACGGCGAGGUCCGCGAUCGAGAAGGCCGCCGUAGAGGCAGGCACCCUCGCGGGCAGCCUCGAGUGGGCGCUGCAGUGCAUGGCCCACGGUCGUCUUCUCCUCCCGAGCGCCGCGACGUGCCCCUGGUUCCCGUUGAGUGCCUCCGGCGUCUCGGUUCAGGAUGGGCACGUACGGGGGAGCGGCGUCAACUUAGUCUUCCGAGUUGCCGACGAGCCCGUGUGUCUAUUCCACGUGCAUGUUUAUGGCGGGAGGAGGUACGUCGCGGGUGACUAUGUCAUAAUUAAAAGGGACGGAAGGGCCUCUGACGUCACGUACGGGACUGGGGCUGAGACGAGCGCUAGGACAACCGCAGUGGGUAAGACUGUCGAUGCUACCGAAUUCGGCCUUCCCAUGGUGGCUCGCGUCAUUUCCUUUCGGAGGGAGGGUAGUGAAAAGGUGAAGGUCGAAGUGGCCAUGCUAGGCCAGGGUGAGGGACCCAUGCUACACCAGGGUGAGGGCUCUAAUGCCUCAAGCGCUGCCGGUGCAGGGGAACAAGAGGUGGAGGAAGACAGGCUGGGUGCUCGAGUUCUCGUACUGACGAAGCGGGAAAUGGAGGCCACGCAGCUCCACGCUUUGAACGACGGUGCCAUAUUUUGUCUUAAGGACUAACGAUGGGAGAAGUGAUGGGAGUAAUAUCAUCAAAUGUUUUUCAAAUCGAUGGCCGAUGGUUUGUUGGGGCGAGAGGCGAGAGUAAGAGACAGUGAAUCGGGUGAGAAGUUUGGGUCGAACCGGUUAAGCGUUAUGUGCAUAGUUAAUACCAUCAUCUGGUAGACGCGAGGGGGAGGUGCAGACUUGGUGGUGGCAGAAGGUAAUCGCCAUAUUCGCCGUCAGCCAUGUACUGACAUCCUAGCCUCGGAGUAAGCCCGUAGGUCGGGAACGUAAACUUCGAACACAGGAUGUUGAUAUUUGCACGAAUAGGUGGACGCUUGCACGGAUAGGCAGCAUUGACACAGGAACCUUUUGAGUGUGACCGUAGCCGCGUUUAUUGUUACAGAGCCAUCGCCAGUAGGUAUUUCUCCCGCAAUUCAAACUCACCCGGUCGUGGACGGCCUUGGCGAGGGAUUCAUUCCAGGGAAUUUUGUCAUUCGGGUCCAAUUUCGCGCUUUUCUUUGGAAAAAUUGAAUCUGGACGUGCGAAUCCAUCACAAAUUGGCUGGCGGGGUCGUAGCAGUAGCGAUGGUGUCUCGAAGUUCGCCAAACAUGGGUUCUGUGCAACCCUUUCUGGCCUGUUGCUGGAGUCCAAUAGGUCGGACGUAAGCAAGGCUAACGUGGAAUGAAGGGUGAUGUAUUGUCGAUAAACCAGGUCCUCUUUUCGACUUUUUCAGCAACUGUUUGUGACUGCCGCCGUAGAAGACGCGUGAUGUUUACGUUUUGCGUGGCGGAAGAACGGGUAGGGUGUCCCCGGCUGUCGAGAGCUCCAAUGAACACUUCUUGCUGAGACUUGUAUUGUGGGGCGACUUAAUUUGAUCGCUUCACCUGGGCAGGCUGCAAGGCGGGGUCUGCUCCUCGCACAUCUGCUUCGGUUCCGAGUUCGUCGCUGCUGCAGCUGGUGGAACUAAAUAAGUGUUGCCCGGCGGUGUUCACUGCGAUAGGUUUUGAUUAGUGAAUGUCUUCCGUACCCACAGUUUCUUGGCUCUGCACCGUUCCUGAGCGCCACCGCCGCUUGAUUUGCGCACUGCUGUUUUUUGGACGCAUUAACGACACGGACUUCUCUUUGAGGCUUGGCAUCAAUCUUGAGAAUAUGGUUGGCUGGAUGACUAUUUGUAAUGUAUCUG